GAAAAAAAAAAUAAAGUCCUACAAUUGGCUCCUCGCUGAGGGGGCGUGGCUAGGCCCUGGGGGCGUGGCUGGACUCUAGGGCGGUAAGAGCCAGUUUAAAGCCUGGCUGAGGCUCGGUGGCUCUCGCUGUGGCGGCUGUUACCUGUGGAGUCAUGGAGGAGUGCGCUUGCCUCUGCGGCCUGGGCUCUUCGCCGGGAUGUCCGUGUGGUCAGAAGCGCCAGCGCACAUCUGAGACUGCAGUCGCUGAUGGCAACCAGGCCCAGGAAGAAAAGCACGUGGAGGGGGACGCGGCCGCGCGGUGCUGUCCAGGAAGUGGAGGCAUCCCUAGCCCCAGGCCGCCCCCGCCGCCCCCGCACUGCUCCCUGCAGGACCUGCCGGUGGAGAUGCUGGUGGAGAUCUUCGCCUGCGUUCCCGGCACCGACCUGCCCAGCCUGGCCCUGGCCUGCACCAAAUUCCACCGCAUCCUGCACAUCGACCGCAUCUGGAGACGGCGCUGCCGCGAGGAGUUUGGCGUUCGUGAAAACUUGCCGAACCUGGAGAUGAUCGGUAUGUCUUAUCGAGAAGUCUAUGCGAAGCUGUUCCCAUACAGACACAUUUUGGGACUGUGGCAGCUAGAUACUGAGCACUAUAGAACACUAGUGAAUGUCGCGGUGGACGGGUUAUGCAUUACUGGUUGGAAAUACAGGCCUUCCCUUCACACCCAUGUGGGUGGCCCCAUACACUUCAGGCCCUCGUUCAGAAUUCGCCUGACGAAGAGGAAAUCAGCCAAGGUGGAGUGCCUGGAAGGCCUCGACAACAGGCCCCACAACCGCCACAUACAGAUUCGGAAGGACAGGUUCACCACCCAGUGCAAGAACACAGACCACGGAACGCAUUUACCCAGGCGGCUUAGGGAAGAGGGGGGGCGGGUGGUGGAGGAGAGACAGCUGUAUAACUGGCUGACCUACCGCCGCCUCUACCUCCCGCUGAGCCACCCUGACGACCUCAUCAGGCCAGGCCUCUUCCAGUACUACUACGAUGCCUUCCACCUAAAGAUCGCCAUGCUCAGCUUCCAUGGGAAGUAUGCCAGGGUCACCAAGAUCACGGGAGUCUCCAAGAAGACGUUAGAGAUCCACCUCACGCGCCGCAUCCAGCUGCGAGAUGGCGAGAUCUUCCACAACUUCGAUGAGCUCUCCCGCGUGGUCCAGGAGAUGGACGAGCAGGUGAUCGGGGAGCAGCAGCAGCAGCAAGAAGACGGGACUGAGGAAAGCGAGGGCCAUGGCUGGCAGAGCCCUGCCCAGCCCAGCGAGGGGGAGUCCGGGGCUGCAGCUGCGGAGGAGCAGCCUGUCCCGUUUGUGCUGCCUGUGGGCGUGCGCUCAAUAGACCAGAACUACCCCGCCACCUGCAGGAGGUGUUUCUAUGUCGUGGACACUGUUACCUUACCUGGCUUCGCCUACCCCAGGCGUUUCCCUGGAGUCUUCAUCCUGUUCGAUGAGAACCACUUUGGGUUCAUCUGGCUGGAGCUGAAAUACUUCUUCCUGUACAGCAGAGUCCAGAACACCUUCCAGAAUGUGGAGGCACCGUCCCCGCAGGCUUUCCUGGAGAUGCUCAAGAACAUUCAGUGCAUGCCCUAACCGGUUUGGCUCAGUGGGUAGAGCGUCGACCUCCGGCCUGAAGGGUCCCAGGUUCGAUUCCAGUCAGGGGCAUGUACCUUGGUUGCCCGCACAUCCCCAGUAGGGGGUGUGCAGGAGGCAGCUGAUCGAUGUUUCUCUCUCAUUGAUGUUUCUAACUCUCUAUCCCUCUCCCUUCCUCUCUGUAAAAAAUCAAUAAAAAUAUAUUUUUGAAAAAACAAACAAAACCCAGGACCCUUCACUCUACAGGCUGACACCCUAUCCACUGAACAAAACCGGCUAGGGCGUUAUUCUCAAUGUAUUUAAAGAAGAAACAACUCCUGGUCACUGAUCUUUAAAACCAGGUUUAAAGUUUAAUUUGGGUCUCCCAACACAGUUAAACAUUUGUAAAGUA
Molecule: messenger RNA, 2004 nt
Organism: Myotis daubentonii (Daubenton's bat)
Lineage: Eukaryota; Metazoa; Chordata; Mammalia; Chiroptera; Vespertilionidae
Product: F-box only protein 31-like
Exons: 1
Coding region: 153-1613 (486 amino acids)
Source: RefSeq, a predicted model, not a curated record